AUGGGAUUCCGCAUGGCCAAUUUCUUGGGCGACCCCUUCGCCAUCUCCACUGUUUCGUUCGGCGUGAUCGCGUGGAUCGUGGCCAUCGCCGGCGCUGGCUCUUCCGCGCUGGAUAAUUUCCCCCGCUUCACCUGGUGGGGCUUGGUCUACGAGAUACUAUUGAUCAUCAUGGUGUUUCUAUUGUACUUGAACAACACCAUCGAGUUGUACAAGUUCACGUUGGUCGGGCUCUUGCUGGUGGGCUUUUUGUACACCACCAACUCCACCAACAACCUCAUCUACAGCUCCAACCUGGGCAACUUGUGCUGCGCCGCCGGGUGCAUCUUGUUGUCCAUGUUGAACUUCUUGUGGAUCGUCUACUUUGGCGGCCACCCGGAGUCGCCCAGCAACCAGUUCAUCGACUCGUUUGCCAUGAAGUCGUCGUACGCGCAGCAGCUCCCUUCGGAAAAGAACGACGACCACGAGUUUGCCGUGCCCCGGAGCGCCAGCGGCCUGCAAGGCUUUGGCGUCAGCGACUCGCGCCACAGCCAGCUCACCAACAGCAAGUCGGGCUACAUGUCGCUGUCGCAGUUGAACGGCUUGGAGAACUUUUCCCACACCAACGUGCAAAACACCGGAACUGUGGGUGCCAGCAACCCGGCCAGCAUGCCUAACACCGUGUACAACACCAACGGCACCAACACGGCCGACUCCAACUUUGCCGUGCCGGUGCUGACGUUCCGCUACAAGGCCCGGGCCUUGUACAGCUACGACGCCAGUCCCGACGACAUCAACGAGAUUUCGUUUGUCAAGGACGAGAUUUUGGAGGUGGACGACAUUGACGGCAAGUGGUGGCAGGCGCGCCGCGCCAACGGACAGGUGGGCAUCUGUCCGUCGAACUACGUCAAGCUUUUGGACUAG
This is a messenger RNA of Clavispora lusitaniae ATCC 42720, 900 nucleotides long. RefSeq names its product osmosensor (gene SSU81). Gene Ontology annotation, molecular function: protein binding. The record is from RefSeq and is a predicted model, not a curated record. Gene Ontology annotation, biological process: regulation of actin filament polymerization. NCBI's taxonomy places the organism in Eukaryota, Fungi, Ascomycota, Pichiomycetes, Serinales, Metschnikowiaceae.